CCCCCCCGCUGACGUGGCGCCCACCUCCCUCCCUGUCCCUCUCUCUCAUGGAGAAACAGAGGAGCUCACGAGACUUUAAAGGCUGACGCUUUAACAUUCUUCCCCUUCCAUGUCAACCCCAGGAACCCGAACACACACCCGCCAAGCACGACAGUGAAGGAGAAACAGGGCCGGAACGCUUGGGAGAAGGAGUCGAGUACAGUGAAGAGAGAGGAGAGAGAAUGGUGGAGAUGACCAGCGACCCUGCCAUCAGGCUCUUCGGCAAGAAGAUCCCCCUGUCGUCCGCCGGGGAGUCGCCGGAGGCCUCCUCCGGGACGGCGUGGUUUACUCGGGCGUGAAUUCGGAGGAGGACGACGAGGGCUCCGAGAAGUGUCAUUCCAUUGAACACUUUGCCAUGGAAGUGCAAGAAGAUGAUGACCAGGUUUCACCAGAAACGGUGAACCCCAAAACACCCUCUAUUGAGGAAGAAUCUGCUAAAACGAAAGCUUCCGGCAUCGAUCAAGAACAGGGCGAUUCGUCGAACUCGCAGGAGAAGCCCCCCCUGAAGAAGCCGGACAAGAUCAUACCUUGCCCGCGAUGCAACAGCAUGGACACCAAGUUCUGCUACUACAACAACUACAACGUCAAUCAGCCCCGGCACUUCUGCAAGGCCUGCCAAAGAUACUGGACGGCCGGCGGUACCAUGCGGAACGUUCCCGUGGGAGCUGGGCGCCGCAAGAGCAAGAGCUCAGCUUCGCAUUAUCGCCAGAUCACUCUCUCUGAGGCUCUUCAGGCAGCUCGAAUUGAUGCUCCAAACGGGACUCACCUCCCAAAUGGGAAGAUCAACGGUACUGUUCUCACCUUCGGCUUAGAUCCAUCUGCUGGUGAUUCCAUGGCUGUUGCCUUGAAUCUCUCCAAUAAGGAAGGAUCAGCUAUGAACAGAAUGCAGAAUGGGUUUUGUGACUUCGGAAGGAAUGGGGUUUCGGUCCCUCAAAGAAGUGGAGAGAAGAAUGACGAUUGCUCUAGCCGAUCUUCUGUCGCGAUCUCGAACUUGACAGAAGAAGGAAAUGGGAAUUCCAAUCUGGAGGGAUCCAGUGCCAAUGGAUUCCAUCCUCAGUUUCCAUGCUAUCCGGGUGUUCCUCAGCCUUAUCCAUGGAAUCCUGCGAUGCUUCCACCACCCUUUUAUCCUUCAGGAUUUGCUGUGCCGAUUUACCCUGCACCGCUUUGGAACUGCGGCCUCCACAGCAGCUGGAAUUUCCCUCUGCUGUCGCCUCCGAGCCAAAAGGGAUCGAAUUCAGGACCAGAUUCGCCGACUCUUGGGAAGCAUGCAAGAGAAGGCGAGAUGGUUGAAAAGGUUGAUUCUGUGGAAGACGAGCCCAGGAAACGGAAGAACGGAUGUGUUUUGGUCCCGAAGACUUUACGCAUCGAUGACCCAAGCGAGGCAGCGAAAAGUACUAUAUGGGCUACUCUGGGGAUCAAGAAGGACUGGCUAGGGAAGGACGGGUUGUUUCAGGGCUUCCAAUCGAAGGGCGAGGAGAAAAAUCACGUAUCAGAAACCGCAUCUGUUUUGUGCGCUAACCCUGCAGCCUUAUCGAGAUCUAUCAAAUUCCACGAGAGCUCUUGCGUCUAGCUCAUGAUAACUACAGGUAGAAAUAACUACAGAAAACUCUUGAAACUGGGCUGCCAUCUUUCUUUGGUGAUUGCAGUGACUUGCAUCGUUUAGAACAGAGAAAGGCAAGACAUUUGAUGGCCGAGACAAGCAGAGGAUAGCAAUAGACCUUGACUUGCUGGAGUUUGCAGCCAGUUAGUUUUAACCCGAUGGGGUUGUUUCCUUUUCUUGUGUGCUAAUUAGGUUGAAUGCACGCGCUUGUACAUAACUCUUGUAAAUUAUUCGGACGAGAUGGAGAGAACUUUUUUCUGAAUUUUGUACCAGUUCUUCAUGUCUCUUGAGAGAUGUUUGUUAAGUGCAUCCUGAAUCAAAACAGUGAUGUUUUAAACCUCUUCGAUUUCUCCUAGUUUUCUUUGUAAUAUUCCAACAAAGAAUAUCAUCAAGAUGUUCCUGAGAUGA
Eucalyptus grandis is the source of this 2047-nucleotide messenger RNA. Its product is annotated as cyclic dof factor 3. The transcript is spliced from 2 exons. Bases 395 to 1609 code for a protein of 404 amino acids. Gene Ontology annotation, biological process: regulation of DNA-templated transcription. The record is from RefSeq and is a predicted model, not a curated record. Gene Ontology annotation, molecular function: DNA binding; DNA-binding transcription factor activity. Lineage: Eukaryota; Viridiplantae; Streptophyta; Magnoliopsida; Myrtales; Myrtaceae.